Messenger RNA from Cannabis sativa, 1719 nucleotides. RefSeq names its product alcohol acyltransferase 9. The transcript has a single exon. The record is from RefSeq and is a predicted model, not a curated record. The coding region runs from base 250 to 1584 and encodes 444 amino acids. Lineage: Eukaryota; Viridiplantae; Streptophyta; Magnoliopsida; Rosales; Cannabaceae.
ACUACCUUACAUUAUUAUUAUUUUUGUCAAUUAUUUUUUAAAAGAAACAACAACAACAACAAGAUUAUAAUUAUUAUCUUUAGUAUAAUUUAAGUGAUUUUAUAAUUUGGGUCUUAUCAUACAAAACCCAAAACGCAUUUCCACUGCAACCAUCCAAAACUCAAGAAUAUAUAUCAAUAAAUAUAUAUAUAUAUAUAUUUUCUCCCUUCCCUUUCUUUCAUUCAAGUUAUAUAUUUUCUCUUUUGUUACAUGGGAAGCUCUCACGAGCGAGUGAAAGAGGCCGUAGUGGUCACCCCAUCCGAGGCGACCCCAACUUGCGUUCUUCCACUCUCAGCCAUUGACUCCCAACCCUUCCUCCGAUUCACCAUCGAGUAUCUCUUAAUCUACAAACCCAGCACCAGACUGGGCCUCGAACACGAUGGGUCCACUUUGGCUUGUCUUCUUAAGUCCGCCCUAUCUAAGGCCUUGGUCCCUUACUACCCUCUUGCCGGAAGAGUACGAACCAGGCCCGACGGUUCGGGCCAGCUCGAGGUCGUUUGUCGGGAACAAGGUGCAGUCUUCAUCGAGGCCGUAUCUGACCGUACAAUCUCCGAUUUCACAAACAAGGCCCCAAGACACGUGACCCAGUGGAAGAAACUCCUCUCUGUCCACGUGUCGGACGUCCUCAAGGGGGCCCCACCACUUGUGGUCCAGCUCACAUUACUCAAGGACGGUGGAGCCGCUCUCGGCGUCGGCUUCAACCACUGCCUAAUCGACGGAAUCGGUAGCGCCGAGUUUCUAAACUUGUUCGCUGAGUUAGCCAACAGACGAGUCAAAUCCAGACCCGAACCUGUUUGGGAACGCAACUUACUUGAUCCGAAACCUGGGAAAGGAAUUCCUAGUAGUACAAGUAGCUUCGUUACUCUCCCUGAGUUCAACUCUGUUCCCGACAUUUCCGGAUUCGUAACAAGAUUCUCCAGUGAACGACUCACUCCCACCACUGUGACCUUUGACCGUACAUCUCUUGUGGAGUUGAAGAAUAUUGCACAGUCCACGAGGCUUACUUACUCAACAACAUUCACUUCGUUUGAGGUUCUCUCGGCCCACGUAUGGAGGAGUUGGGCUCGGGCUUUAAACUUGCCACCGAACCAAACCUUGAAGCUCCUUUUCAGUAUUAACGUUAGGGGCCGAGUCAGGCCCAAUUUGCCAUCUGGGUACUAUGGGAACGCUUUCGUAUUGGGCUGCGCCCAGACCAAUGCGAAGGACCUUGAGGAGAUGGGCCUGUGGUACGCGGCUGGGUUGGUGAAAGCGGCUAAGGAUAGAGUCGGAGACGAGCACGUGAGAGCGGUGAUUGAAUCGGUGAGCGAGUCGAGGGCGUGUCCUGACUCGGUUGGGGUUCUGAUCGUGUCGCAGUGGUCAAGGUUGGGUUUGGAAAAGGUUGACUUUGGGCUUGGAAAGCCGGCCCACGUAGGGCCCAUUUGCUGCGAUAGGUACUGCUUGUUCCUACCCGUACCUAAUCAGAGGGAGGCAGUGAAGGUGAUGGUAGCAGUCCCUGCAAGUGCUGUUGACAAGUAUGACUACCUCAUAAGGAACCAUUACACGUGAGGUUCACCCAACGUGAUUAUAGCUCACCCCGUUGACUUUUUCUAUUAUUGACUUCCUUUUUUUAAAUCUUUUGAGAAAAAAAAAAUGAGAAAGAUAGUGAGAGAGAUAAUAAUAACAAUUCUUUUUUAUUAUUAG